Messenger RNA from Galleria mellonella (greater wax moth), 5528 nucleotides. Its product is annotated as beta-1,4-glucuronyltransferase 1. Bases 438 to 1976 code for a protein of 512 amino acids. Lineage: Eukaryota; Metazoa; Arthropoda; Insecta; Lepidoptera; Pyralidae. The record is from RefSeq and is a predicted model, not a curated record. The transcript is spliced from 7 exons.
UCGACACACUCGGGCUCUCUCGGCGGAUCCGCUCGGCAGUAUAUCGCGCGCCGCUAACGAAAGCGUCCGUGUCGAACGACUGUGAAUUAUAAAACUUGUUCAUUCGCAACUUGCAGAUAUCUGUGUUUAAUUUUAAUUCCCCCUGUAUUUUCGAAGUGUAAAUAUACAAACGGUGUAACGGUCUGACCGUGUGCACCUCGUCCUCGCAAAUGCGGGUUCUGAACAUUUGUGGCAAGAAAGAUAAACAUAGCACUUCGAAGCGGUUUAAGAGAGCGGCGCCGAGUCGGCGCCCACCUCCACACGGCUGCUGAUGACACAAUAAAUUGUGAUGCUGACACGAACAGGAUCCUAUAGGAAACUGCGUCCUAGAGGACGGCGAAGGACGUUGUAGCAAACUAACAACUAGUUCCAUAAGUGCAAGUGCCUAACCCAUUAUAAUGUUGACUAAUCGACGCAAUUUCAUCUUUAGAGUUAGUAUCGUUAUAAACAUCGCCGUAUUGCUGUAUGCGGCGAUGCAUUUGUCUGGCAGCAACCCGCCCGGUGUGGAAUGGGUGCCGAUUACGGUCGACGGUUCGGAGAGAAGUGCCGAAAUGCGAUUAGUGCGUGAUGAUGUGCGAAACGAUAGUGAAAUGAGAACGGCAGAGUCGAGCGUUAGGAGCUUCGAGGAGUCAACCUCUCAGAAAACGCCGUCUACUAUGCCAACUACGAAUAAGACUGCAUCAAGCACCGCAUCUAUAGCAGAUAUCGAGAAAACAAUGAAAAGUCAAGAUACGUCGUCAGACGCAGAUUUACCAAUCGAAACGUUACUGGAUAUUGUAGAUGAGAAUGCUUUAUCCGAUACAACGUUGGCGCGACUCCGGACGCUACUUUCUUGUAACGAUAAAGAUUUCCUUCCUGAAUACCUUCAGCGUGGUGAAUUCUGGGUAUUGAAGAACUACGUACGAGCAGACCACGGAACUAUUCUUUGUCAUGAAACUAUCACAUACACGACGCAUGCUGGUUUCGAGUUCCUAGAUAACGUUCUACCAUUAGUUGAACGAUGGAUGGCCCCAGUGAGCUUAGCUAUCCAUGCGCCGGGCGCCGAUCUAAUGCCUACAGUCAACAGCAUCAGGUACCUACGAGACUGUUCGGGGAACGAUCUCAUACGCCAAUUCGUCACUUUCCACGUCUUCUUCUCGAAUAAACAUAUACCUAGUAACAUUCCUAAUCCAAAUAGCUUUUUAACGACGGCAUACAAUUGCACCGUCCCAGCACCGUUUUCGAACGUCAACGUUUCAGCAACAUAUAAAAAGCAAAAGGGACUGUUGUAUCCAGUGAACGUCGCACGGAACAUCGCAAGAGAUGCAGCUUUGACACACUAUGUACUAGCCUCCGAUAUAGAGUUGUACCCAAGCCCCAACUUAGUUCCUCGUUUUUUGAACAUGAUCGCAAGAAAUGCCAAUCCUUUGAACAACUCUAUUAAUCCCAGGAUAUUUCCGAUAAGCAUAUUUGAAGUUGACGCCAAAGUUCAAGUGCCAUCUACUAAAACAGAACUUCAAGCCAUGUUGGCCAAUAAAACCGCUAUACCCUUCCACAAAUAUGUGUGUCCGGAUUGCCACAAUAUACCUGAAGGUCAACAUUGGAUGAAAGCAACAGAGACCUCCCAAAUGGACGUAUUCCACGUUGGUAAGAGGCAAAAAAAGUUUGUACAUUGGGAACCUAUAUUCAUAGGCACACAUCAGGAUCCACAUUACGACGAUAGACUUAGUUGGGAAGGCAAAAAAGACAAAAUGACCCAGGGUUACAUCCUCUGCGUCCAAAAUUAUGAUUUUAUGAUCUUGAAUAAUGCUUUCUUGACGCAUAAACCUGGCAUUAAACAUUAUGUAAAGGAUGCUAAAAGAGAUCAAAUUGCAGCUAAGCAAACCAGUUUUGUGAACAAAGUCAUCAUGCCGGAAAUAAAAAAAUUAUUUGGAACCAGACCAGGUUGUGCUCUGUGACGAAUACAUUGGACAAAGUAGAUAAAACUUGGAUAAAAGUUGGCACCAAAAUUAUGACGUUGAAAUGUCAUAAACUAGGUGAUCACUAAAAAAAAUAAACUUAUCAUAAACAAUAAAAUAAAUUUCAAAUGUUUUCUUUAAAAAAGUGUGACAUGUAACCGAUCCAAAAAAUACAGGGUGAACUAAAUAAUACGCCUCUUUAAAAAAGAAAUGUAUCAGUGUAAAAAAAAUACUGUUCUAAGCUAAUUUUAAUUAAGCGUAAUUUUCUAUUUAUAAAGACACUACAUACUGUACCUACCAUUGAACAUUAACCCCAUGGUUAUUGGACAUUAGUUUUAAAAAUCAUUACAAAUCCAUUCAAAGAUCUUAAGUACCUAUAUUUUGUUACUGUAACUAAAUAUACCGAAAUCAUAUUAAUAAAAUUAAUAGGUACCUAUAUUGAUGCAGUCCUAAAGUAAUGUACUUUUUUAAUUCAUUUAAAAAUACAAGUAGCAAUUUAUAACAAUUCCGAUAAUAUGAUUUAUCGCAAAUUUUAAUUAAUAAUUACGAUAAAAUCAUUAUUACUGCAUCGUAAAUAGGUUAUAAUCACUACAGUGUAACCUAUAUGCAUACGUAUCUACAUGUCUAAAUGAAAAAAGUGAUAAUUUAUUUAAUAACUAGUUUUUACCACGACUUCGUCCGCGUAACUAUGAUAUUUUAGAAAGAGACAAAAAGUAUAUCUAUGUCUUUCUCCAUCCCAAAUACUAUGUGAAUACAAAAUUUUUAUAAAGAUUGAUUGAGCCAUAUAGUGCCAUGAGGAGGACGCCAAUUUGAUGUCGUUGGCCUAAAAUUUUGUUGUAUCAACGCAUGGUAUUAUACUAUAAUGAAAGCUCAAGGAAAAUAUACCAAAUACUUAUUCUAAACUAAAAAGUGUUUGACGAAGAUUACGAAUCUUGUCAUAGGGGCCUUAACACAUAUACAUUUUCAAAGUGUAGAAAAGUAAAAUACCUAGUUGUUUUACAAUUAGCCUGUUACCCAUAUAAAUAGAACAUACAUAUAUUUAUAAAACAAAGAAAAUAAAUGAUCUUAGAUUAAAACAAGAGGACCUUUUGAUUCAGUCUAAGAUUUAAUCAUAUAUUUUCUAUAGUGAUCGGUCCAGAAAAAGUAUUUUGUGAAAUAUUUAAUGUAAUAUGUAUGAUCCUUUAAAAAUUACUAUAGAAAGUAUAUCUGAAUAAUAACGUUUCUGAAACUUAUUAUUAUAUUUUAUAAAUAUAUGUGGUACGGGCUUAACCUACGGCCUAUAUUUACAUAUCUUUUAUAAUAAUCAACAUUUUGUAUUUAUAUUUAUAUUUCUUCUUGUCUUCUUUAAAUGUAAAUAUAUUUUUAAUCAUAAGGUAACGUUGAACUCAAAUGUAAGACGAUACUUGAUAAGUUAUAUACCUUUCAAAAUCUUUAUUUUUUUAUGUGAUUAGCGAAUAAAUAAGCUUUCUAAGUUUUAUAUUAGACGCUAACAUAACUGUAGCGUGUACUAGUAAUAUGUACUCGUACUAUAACUAUGCUAUAUAAUAGUAGUAUAGACUUCUUAUAUACAUAGUCAAACAAUUCUACUCAAAUAGUUUUUUUUUUUUUUUUAUAAUAAUUUCGCCUAUAAAAUAGCUUUCAUUACGUAUGAUAUUCUAACAGAAUAAAUAAAUGGAAAAUGUUUCAAUUUUAAACAAAUUAUUGAUUUUUUACGUCCAAAAAAGGAAAAAUUAUGCAUCAUAAAAUUAUGGUUAGAAAUAUUACGUUUAUUUUUAUUAGAAAACAGGCCUAAAGUUAUUAAAAUUUUAUAUAUUUGCUGACGCAAAUAUAAUUAUUGUAAUCUAAUAAGUGUUCUAUAAAUAUGUGGUAAAAUUUUGGCUAGUCUCAGCUUAUUAUUAUUAACGGUAUAAUUAGUCUAAGAACAGCGAGACAUAUCAACGUAAUACGUAUAAUAUUGGAAUUCCUUGUAAGCAUUUUUAAUAUAUGUUUUGUGCCUCUAUAUACCCCUUAAGUAACUGCUAUGUAUUUAUUUAUGUGAUGUAUACUGUUAACCAAGUUUUUAAACUACUUUGAAAGAAAACUUAGAUAUAAAUAUUAAAGGCAAAAUGAAAAGCGCACAAGUAUAUGAAAAUUCAAUUAAGUAAACAGAAGAUGAGCUUUUUUGUCUUCAGAUAAUACAGACAAUUACAAAUAAUGGUACCUUCUGGAGUCAGAUAUAACUUUUUUCUUAAAUGUUCCUUUUCUAGAUAAAAUUUACGAUUCCUUUCAAUAUAUGUGCCGCUAAAAUAUUUAAUAAACAAUUUUUCGUCACUACUCAAAUAACAAUGUGACAGUCACUAUCAACGAUACAAAGUAAUUACUAACUUUGUAUCUCAUGAAAUUGUCUACAAAAACAUAUCUUAUAUUACUUUUCUAAUGAUUUACAUAAUAGUUCGCCUAGCAAUGUAUUCCUUCUUUAUCUGUAUGUAUUCUCUUAUAAUUAAUUAUACAUAGUGAAAUCGUGUAUGGUCUAAUCUUCAGAUGCUUAGAGCUCCGUAAGUUUAGGUAUGUCACUUAGUACACAUUUGCAAUAUUUUUUAUCUGUAUUCUGUUUAAAACUUUAUUUGUCCUCGGAUUUAAAUCUAUCUAGACUAAUCAGUAUGGAUAGAUUUAUAUCCGAAUAUGAUUCUAGGUUACAUCCAAUGUAACCUUAAAUUUUGCAUAUAAAUAAAGGAAUUUAUGCAAAAGUAAAGAAAACAUAACGUAUGUUUUCUUUACUUUUGCAUAAAUAUUAUUAUUUAUUCAUAUAAUAAACGCAAACGUGUACUAAGCCACUUUAUACGUAAUGUGUGAUGGGCCUUAAGGUAUUAGUGAUGCUAUAAUGUAAUAUAAUUCAAUAUCAAGUGAUGAAACUCACCACGUUCGAAUAAUUUAGUUUUAUUUAGUUUUAAUCUUAUCUUUUUCUUUUACUAAUAAUUAUAGUUGAGAUUACUGUUUUUUGGCUAACAUUUCGUCCAUUUUGAAUAGAAAUAAUAUUUUGUAUAGUUAAAAUUUUCUGGACCAAUACAUUUAUAUUGUAUAAUCGAUUUAAGUAGCCAAUUGACUUAUUUAUUCUACUUCAUAUUUAGUUUAGUAUUACACUCGAAUUAUAAUUCGAGUAUUUCAUUUAGUCAUAUAGUCUUUUGCAAUAAGAAAAAAAAAAAAACAUUUUUGUACUUUGUCUCAGUAACUUAUUAUCUCUAUUAAUAUGUUUAAAUUGUUUGCAAUUGUCAUUUGUUACUAUGACAAAGUAUUAAAUGUUAAAGUACAUUUUAUUGCACUAGACUUGUCUAGUAUAUAAUAAAAAUGGGGUUUGGUAAUGGUAAACGCAUGUGGUGAGUUUUCACUAUGGCAAUGUGCCUAUAUCUUAGUUUGUAAGUGCAAUAAGUAUGUAAAUCUCUUAAUGUGAUCAUUUACGAAAGUCUAUUUAUGGAAUUAUGUAAGUAAUUUACCUUUUAUAUAAACGAUUUCGUAAAAAAAUCAACUGAUAAACAUGUAAUCGGUAAAACUCAAAAUAAAUGAAUUUCAAACGUG